This is a messenger RNA of Arabidopsis thaliana (thale cress), 975 nucleotides long. Its product is annotated as Galactose oxidase/kelch repeat superfamily protein. The record is from RefSeq and is marked reviewed. The transcript is spliced from 2 exons. Bases 1 to 975 code for a protein of 324 amino acids. NCBI's taxonomy places the organism in Eukaryota, Viridiplantae, Streptophyta, Magnoliopsida, Brassicales, Brassicaceae.
AUGAAUUCUGAAGUCGAACGUCCAUCGUUUUUGUCACUACCUGAUGAAAUCAUCUUGAGCUGUUUAGCCCGCAUAUCGAGAUCGUACUAUCCGAAACUCUCCCUAGUUUGCAAGACCUUCCGCACUCUCCUCAUAUCUAAUGAGCUCAUUGUGGCGCGAUUGCACCUCAAAACCCAUGAAACCUUUUGUCAUGUCUGCUUAAAGUUUCCUGAUAAACCUAAUCCGUCAAUGUUCACCCUCUGGAUAAAACCUGGUACAAUCUUAACCAACCAACUUGAGAAGAACAAGAGGUCUACAAGAGAUACUCGGUUGGUACAAAUACCUUCUUCAUAUUAUUAUAAUGUACCGUUUUACCUCGUUAUGGUUGGUUCCGAAGUAUACGGACUCAGCCAACGCAAUGAUCCGUCCUCCAACAUGUUUGUCCGUAAUAAGGGGGAUAUUUUUUUGUGUAAAGCCCCAAACAUGACUGUAGCUCGAGCUAAAGCCAGUGCAGUUGUCUUCAAUGGGAAAAUAUAUGUGAUGGGAGGUUGCAUGGCUGAUGAAUCCGUGAAUUGGGGUGAAGUUUUUGACAUAAAGACUCAAACUUGGGAAGCUUUACCUGACCCUGGUCCUGAGUUCCGUUUUUCUUCAAUUAGAAAAAUAGAUGUGUUCCAAGAAAAGCUUUACGUUAGAAGCAACGAGAAGAAAGACUCUGUUUAUGAUCCAAAAGAAGAAUGGAGAGUGGUCAAAGGUUUAGACAUGUUGAACAGGAAUCUUGGUUGUGGUACGAUUGAAAUUGUUCACUAUGGCGGAAAACUCUUAAUCUUAUGGGACAAGGUAGAUCUUUCUCAUGACAAAGAUAUUUGGUGUGCGGUGAUUGCGCUUGAAAAACGUCAUGGUAGUGAUGAAGUUUGGGGAAACAUUGAAUGGGCUGAUAUUGUGCUGACGGUUCCUAGCUCAUACGUUUUCGUGAAUAGUCUAGAAACUGGUUUUUGA